Pimephales promelas (fathead minnow) is the source of this 5015-nucleotide messenger RNA. It is a transcript of the gene itga10, whose product is annotated as integrin, alpha 10. NCBI's taxonomy places the organism in Eukaryota, Metazoa, Chordata, Actinopteri, Cypriniformes, Leuciscidae. Gene Ontology annotation, molecular function: integrin binding. Gene Ontology annotation, biological process: cell adhesion mediated by integrin; integrin-mediated signaling pathway; cell-cell adhesion. Gene Ontology annotation, cellular component: integrin complex; external side of plasma membrane. The record is from RefSeq and is a predicted model, not a curated record.
UUGGAUACACCGAGCGGUCGAAGGAAAGCAGUCUACGAAGGCAAUUAAAUAAAUUUCACCUCAGGAAAAUAGUUGGCUAUUUCUGAUAAUUUCCACAUUUCAUAUGUAAAGGAUAAAGGCUUCUGUAACAACAUUGAGAAAAAAAAUCCCUGGAUAAAGUAUUUUUGUCGGUUGUUUUUGUGAAUGUAUUUUGGGAACCGCUCGUUUGCAAGAGCUGGACUAAACUCAUGCGCGCGCUUAUUUAACGACAGCAGGUGUUGGAGCCGCGCAAACCUGGAUUUUUAGCAGCCUAAUCGUUGUUUAUGUGGGGAACAAGAAGGGAUGUGAGAGCGGCGCGCGUGCUACGUCCUGCACUGUGAGCGCGUGAGUAACAGUAUGCCACUGGAGAGGAAGCAAAUGUCCACCUGAGAGAACACGCGCGUGCACCCCUGUUUCCUUGCGCGCGCUGUAUUUACAAUCACUGCUGACAACUACAAAUUGAAGAAGGAGAAAAAGAGACUGAAUCACAUAACUGGCAAAUGGAGAUCCACAAGUACCUGCUGUUGUUAAAGAUCACUGUUCUUCUCAAAGGGCUGUGUGAAUGUUUUAAUAUUGAUGUGAAGAGGCCACGGAUCUUCAGUGGGCCUGAAGAUGCUCUGUUCGGCUUCUCUGUGCUACAGCAUGAUGACAAUGGAGAAAAAUCAAUUCUGGUUGGUGCUCCAUGGGACGGACCACAAAAUAACAGGAAGGGAGAUAUUUACAAGUGCGUUGUGGGAGAUGAGAUAAAUUCCAAUUGCUCAAAAGUUAACCUAGGUGAAAAUGCAUUUCAGAACGUGUCUCGAAAUCUUAAAAACUCUCAUUUGGGGAUGACGCUGACCCCUGCUGCUUCAGAUGGCUUCCUGGCCUGUGCUCCACUGUGGUCCCAGGAAUGUGGUACAUCUCUGUUUAGCACAGGAAUCUGUGCGUCUGUCACCAACGACAUGAAGCCCAAGGACAUCCUUGCACCCACUGCCCAGAGAUGCACCACUUACAUGGACAUAGUGAUUGUUUUAGAUGGUUCUAAUAGUAUCUAUCCCUGGUCUGAGGUGCAGAACUUCCUUAGCAACAUUCUCAGCAAAUUCCACAUAAGCCCUGAGCAAAUGCAGGUUGGUGUCCUGCAGUAUGGGGAGAUCUCAGUACAUGAAUGGUCUCUCAGGGACUAUCAGACAACAGCAAAAGUGGUUGAAGCCGCCAAGAACAUCAGUCGCCAGGAGGGACGGGAGACCCGCACUGCAUACGCCAUCCAAAUGGCUUGCACGGAGGCCUUCAGUCCAGACAGAGGAGCAAGGGAAGGGGCCACUAAAGUUAUGAUAGUCGUGACAGAUGGAGAGUCCCAUGAUGGGGAAGACCUUCCUGAGGCUCUGAUUGAAUGUGAGAAACGUAACAUCACCAGAUAUGCCAUCGCUGUGUUAGGUCACUACAUCCGCAGACAGCAGGAUCCAGAGACCUUUAUCAAUGAGAUUAAGUACAUUGCCAGUGACCCAGAUGAGAAAUACUUCUUCAAUGUGACGGAUGAAGCUGCUCUAAAUGACAUUGUAGAUGCAUUGGGAGAUCGCAUUUUUAGUCUAGAAGGGACCCUGGGAUACAAUGAAAGUGCCUUUCUCAUGGAGAUGUCUCAGAUUGGUUUUUCGACACACAUUUUGGAUGAUGGUAUCUUGUUUGGCAUGGUGGGAGCAUAUGACUGGGAAGGAGGCGUCCUGAAGAAGAGCAAAGAAGGGCAGAUUAGGCCCUCACGGGAGGCCUUCGAGAAAGAGUUCCCACUGGAGCUGAAGAACCAUGCAGCCUACCUAGGUUACACUGUGUCAUCGGUGGUUGUAGGUGACUGGACGAGGUUGUAUGUUGCUGGUGCGCCCAGAUUCAAGCACAAAGGAAAGGUCAUCUUGUUUGACCUCACCCCUGAAGGCGAUGUCAUAAUCACACAGGCCUUAAAUGGAGAACAGAUUGGCUCAUAUUUUGGCAGUGAGGUGUGCGUGGUGGAUGUGGAUCAGGACGGAAUAACAGAUAUCCUGCUUAUAGCUGCUCCCAUGUUCCUUGGAGCAGGAAACAAAGAAACAGGCAAAGUCUAUGUCUACUGUCUGGAUGGGGAUGGUUUUGCACCUAAUGGUACGCUGCGUUCUCAGCAGAAGGCACAGGAUGCACGCUUUGGUUAUGCUAUGGCCGUAGCCACUGACUUAAACCAUGAUGGAUACUCUGACCUGCUCGUGGGAGCUCCGCUAGAGGAUGACCACCAGGGAGCUCUUUACAUCUACCAUGGCGACGAAUACUACAUCAUACCACAGUACAAACAACGUAUCCCAGGAUCCUCUCUCACUGCAGGGCUGCAGUAUUUUGGCCGUAGCUUGAGUGCUCUGCUGGAUCUGGAUGGGGAUGAGUUACUGGAUCUUGCUGUGGGAGCACAGGGCUCUGCAGUCUUGCUGAAGUCACGCAGUAUAGUGCAGAUCAACGUCAGCCUGUCCUUCCAGCCACACUCCAUAAACGUGAUCCAGAAGAACUGCCACAAGGCUGGCCGAGACUCUGCAUGCCUUAACGCCACGGUUUGCUUCUUGGCCCUGUCUCGUUCUCCUGGCUCUUAUGGCACAUAUUUUGAUAUGCAGAUGGGGGCCAUGCUGGAUGACAGAAAGAUAUCGGCUCGUGCUCUAUUCGACUACAACUCCCAGCGGCAGACCCUAAUGGGCGUCAGUGUUCGUGUGGGGCAGACCAUGUGCUACACACUACCAUUUCAUGUCUUUGAUACAGCUGAUUACAUCCGACCAAUCAGCUUCACGUUGCGCUUCAAAAUCAAUGACACGGAGAGCGGCCCGGUAUUGGACGAAGGCUGGCCAACAACAUUCAAGAAGUCUAUUGCAUUCUUCAAAGACUGUGGGGAGGAUGAUGUAUGUGUAACUGAUCUGGUUUUACAGGCCCAUAUGGACAUUUCCGGAACAAGGCAACAACCGUAUGUUAUACGCAGUCCCCGGCGUCGGCUGGCAGUAGAAGUGCAGCUCCAAAACCGACUGGAAAAUGCUUAUAACACUAGUCUCACUCUUCUUCAUUACUCCAAAAACCUGCAUUUCAGCAGCCUGAGUAUACGGGAAGACGCCCAGUUUAAGAUUGAAUGCACGGCUCUAAGCUCAAACAGUCACUCCUGUAAUGUCAGUUACCCAGUGUUCCGCUCUCACACGAAGGUGAACUUCAUGUUGGAAUUUGAGUUCAGUUGUACGUCUCUCAUCAAUAAGGUCCAGAUGUGGCUCGUUGCUUCCAGUGACAGUUUGGAGAAUGAAGACACGUUGUCGGACAACCGUGUGCAGUUACUGAGUUUUGUACAAUAUGAGCCUGAUCUCUUCAUCACAAGUGACUCCAACCUGAACCGCUAUGAGGUCCAUCCAACCAGGACAGUGUCAGAGGGGACAGGACCUGAGUUCUUCACACAAUUCAGGGUGCAGAAUCUGGGCUGUUACGCCGUCAGUAAUGUGGAGCUGAGCGUGAACUUGCCCUCUGUGGCUUCAGGAGACAGAGUGUUCUCCACUGUGGUUGAUGCGUUCUCUCAUAAUGCUUCAGGUGUGAACUGCAGUGUAGUCAGUGAUCUUUCAAAGUUGAAGUCCAGUCAGAGAGAUGUACGUCCACUUCACCCGGAAGACAUGAAGAAAACUGAACUAUUGAAUUGCACUUCCUCAUGGUGUGUGGAGGUUGUGUGUCACAUUAAGCAGCUACUGAAGGGAGAGACAGCCUUGAUCCGCAUCACCAGGAGAAUACAUGACAACUUCUUCAGACAGGCCAAGUUUAAAGCAGUAACAAUUGUGGGCUCUUACCAGCUGUCUGCUCAGGAGUCCAAUCUGAUUACAAUGGGGAAUGCUGCCCUCGUGAGGGAGACAGUUUUGGAAGUGCUGAAGGGGCGUUCGAUCCCGAUUUCUCUCUGGAUUCUGAUUGGCAGCAUAAUUGGAGGACUGCUGCUUCUUGCACUCUUAGUAUUCAUUCUUUGGAAGAUGGGGUUUUUCACAAGGAAACAGAGGAAGGACGAGGAUGAGAACGAUGACAACUGACAUUGCAGCAGAGAUUGAACAGAGUUUACUUUACAAGAAGGAAUUAUGCCUUUUUCAGCCAUUACUUCCCCUUUGAGACAUGACACCUCUGCUCCAGGACCACCAAACCAUCCAUUAUCAAGUCCAACUGGAAGUGCUCUGAUUUUGGGGGGAAAUCUGCAGAAUGGAUUUAAACCGAAUUAAAUAUUUUACAUGGAGCUGAGAGCACUAAACAAAUGUGCCAACAUAAUAAAUAAACAUGCAAAGGGGUGCAGGAUGCAUAAAACUUGAUGAAAGACAGUUCUUGCGGUUCAGUUGAAUCUAUUAUUCACUUUCACACUCUGCCGGGUCAUAGGGUCUCACACCUAACGUUUUAUUUGGAUUCUAUUGUGGCAAAAACAACACAUGAAUCCCAGCAUAUCGGUUAUCUGGGAGAUUCUUUGGCUUCACAGAGACAGAUCAUUUACUAUUGCAUUGACGGACCGCAAAACAAGCAAAUGCACUAUUUGUAAAAAAAAAUAAUGAAAUGUGUAUUUAAGUUGAAAUCAUCUGGACAUUGAAGACCAGGCUCACCGUGAUUUUGCCAUGACAUGUUCCUGGAUUACCAUGUUUUGUUGAUCCUGCAACAUUUCUGUCUGAAAAUGUAGUCCUAAACCUAAACCUACUCAUAAGUUAUUCCUAAAAUCAGAGGGAAAGGACAGGUGAAUAACACAGUAGAAGCACCUAACAAUGGUUGUAAGUCUAAACUUGACAAACUUUAAACUUGUCCCUCAAAUCUGACUGGUUGAUUGGAAUGAAGUUCCAGGAUCAAAGACAUUGAUCCAGAAACAUAUUGUAUUUGGUGAAAUCACAUACACCAUAAUACAACAAUCAGUUUAUUUAAUUUUUGUUUCCUUAACAUAAAAAAAUCAGUGUUUCAGACAAUACAUGGACAAUACACAGGUUUGAAAAUUGUUUUUCAUUUUUUGACAAAUUAUUAAAUAAAAAUGUGUAAACCAU